CGGGAAGCCAGCGAGGUCGGUUCCGCCCGACUCUAACAUGGCGGCGCCCUUUGUCUGCUCUAAAGUGCAGUCCCUGGCCUUCUCGCGGCCGUGAUGCACCUCCCUCUGCAGUGGGGUCCAGGACAUGGCAGGUAAUGAGCUGGAGGAGGGGAGCCAAGCUGGAGUAUAUGCAGACAAACUGUCAGCAAAGAGUAACCUGGGCUGUUUGGAAAUCUGAGCCAUGGACUUUCCCCAGCACAGCCGGCACGUCCUGGAGCGGCUGAACCAGCAGAGGCAGCUGGGGCUCCUGUGCGACUGCACCUUCGUGGUGGACGGCGUGGACUUCAAGGCCCACAAAGCAGUGCUGGCCGCCUGCAGCGAGUACUUCAAGAUGCUCUUUGUGGACCAGAAGGAUGUGGUGCACCUGGACAUCAGUAAUGCGGCAGGCCUGGGGCAGGUGCUGGAGUUCAUGUACACGGCCAAGCUGAGUCUGAGUCCCGAGAACGUGGACGAUGUGCUGGCUGUGGCUAGCUUCCUCCAGAUGCAGGACAUCGUCACGGCCUGCCACGCCCUCAAGUCACUUGCUGAGCCGGCUGCCAGCCCUGGGGAAGAUGUGGUGGCCUCUGCCACGGAAGGAGGAGACAAGGGAGCCAGGGAGGUGCAGGCAGCGGCCACCACACGGAGCGAGCUGGCACAGGCAGGGAGCUGCGCACCCCUGGGCCCAAGCAGGGAGCCCAAGGAGGAGCGAGGUGGCCAGGCCGAGAGUGCGGCCAGUGGUGCUGAGCAGACAGAGAAGGCCGAUGCUCCCCGGAGCCUGCCAGCGGAGCUCAAGCCAGACCCCACCAGCGGUGGCUGCGCGGAAGCCGAGGCUGCCUUGUCAGAGAGCUCGGAGCAAGAAAUGGAGGUGGAGCUGGCGAGGAAAGGAGAAGAGCGAGAGGAGGCUGGCACCGGGCCUGCUGUGGUCAAGGAAGAGGGGCCCCCCCUGGAGAACGGGGGCCCCGAGGAGAAUGAGGAGUCGGCCGGCACGGACUCCGGGCAGGAGCUGGGCAUGGAGGCCCGGAGCCUGCGCUCAGGCACCUACGGUGACCGCACUGAGUCCAGCUACGGCUCCAUCACCCACAAUGUGAGGACUGUGGAAGGAGUUCACACACACAGGAACUUCAAGCGGCACAUCCGCAUCCACACGGGCGAGAAGCCCUUCUCGUGCCGGGAGUGCAGCAAGGCCUUCUCCGACCCCGCCGCGUGCAAGGCCCACGAGAAGACUCACAGCCCACUGAAGCCGUACGGCUGCGAGGAGUGUGGCAAGAGCUACCGGCUCAUCAGCCUGCUGACCACCAAGAAGCGGCACUCGGGUGGGCGCUACCGCUGCGACGACUGUGGCAAGCUCUUCACCACCUCCGGCAACCUCAAGCGGCACCAGCUGGUGCACAGCGGCGAGAAGCCGUACCAGUGCGACUACUGCGGCCGCUCCUUCUCUGACCCCACCUCCAAAAUGCGCCACCUGGAGACGCAUGACACUGACAAGGAGCACAAGUGCCCGCACUGCGACAAGAAGUUCAACCAGGUGGGGAACCUGAAGGCCCACCUGAAGAUCCACAUUGCAGACGGGCCCCUCAAGUGCCGGGAGUGCGGGAAGCAGUUCACCACCUCAGGGAACCUCAAGAGGCACCUUCGCAUCCACAGCGGGGAGAAGCCCUACGUAUGCGUCCACUGCCAGCGGCAGUUUGCCGACCCCGGCGCGCUGCAGCGGCACGUCCGCAUCCACACGGGUGAGAAGCCGUGCCAGUGUGUGAUGUGCGGCAAGGCCUUCACCCAGGCCAGCUCCCUCAUCGCCCACGUGCGCCAGCACACCGGGGAGAAGCCCUAUGUCUGCGAGCGCUGCGGCAAGAGAUUCGUCCAGUCCAGCCAGUUGGCCAAUCACAUCCGCCACCAUGACAACAUCCGCCCACACAAGUGCAGCGUGUGCAGCAAGGCCUUCGUGAACGUGGGGGACCUGUCCAAGCACAUCAUCAUCCACACUGGAGAGAAGCCUUAUCUUUGUGACAAGUGCGGUCGUGGCUUCAACCGAGUGGACAACCUGCGCUCCCAUGUGAAAACCGUGCACCAGGGCAAGGCCGGCAUCAAAAUCCUGGAGCCUGAGGAAGGUGGUGAGGUCAGCGUGGUCACAGUUGAUGACAUGGUCACGCUGGCCACCGAGGCACUGGCAGCCACGGCUGUCACUCAACUCACAGUGGUACCAGUGGGGACCCCGGUGACGGCUGAUGAGACAGAAGCACUUAAAGCCGAGAUCACGAAAGCUGUGAAGCAAGUGCAGGAAGCAGACCCCAACACCCAGAUCCUGUACGCCUGUGACUCCUGUGGGGACAAGUUUCUGGAUGCCAACAGCCUGGCCCAGCAUGUGCGGAUCCACACGGCCCAGGCACUAGUUAUGUUCCAGGCAGACCCGGACUUCUACCAGCAGUACGGGCCCGGCAGCACAUGGCCAGCCGGGCAGGUGCUGCAGGCCGGGGAGCUGAUCUUCCGGCCUCGGGACGGGGUCGAGGGCCAGCCCGCUCUGGCGGAGACCCCCCCCACAGCUCCCGAGUGUGCACCGCCUGCCGAGUGAGCCGGUGUCCCUUCUCCUGACUGUUUAUUUAAAGAUGGAUGGCACCCUGGAACUGAGAGGGGUGGCCUCAUCCCUAGAGAGAAUAAAUUUGAUUAUUUUCUAA
This is a messenger RNA of Choloepus didactylus (southern two-toed sloth), 2687 nucleotides long. It is a transcript of the gene ZBTB17, whose product is annotated as zinc finger and BTB domain containing 17. Gene Ontology annotation, molecular function: DNA-binding transcription factor activity, RNA polymerase II-specific; RNA polymerase II cis-regulatory region sequence-specific DNA binding; protein binding. Lineage: Eukaryota; Metazoa; Chordata; Mammalia; Pilosa; Megalonychidae. The record is from RefSeq and is a predicted model, not a curated record. Gene Ontology annotation, biological process: regulation of DNA-templated transcription.